UAUUGGUCCUUUGGUUUGUUCCCGUGAUCACCACCGUCACUCGCGGUGUAUCCGUGCCUUGUAACACAUUCCGGUAGUUUGUGAGUCGUUUCAACAGUGCAAUCAUGCCGAUGUUCGUGGUGAACACCAAUGUGGCUAAAAGUGCGAUUCCUGCCGCUCUUAUGGUUGAGGCUACAGACGAAUUGGCCAAAUUGAUGGGGAAACCUGCACAGUAUAUCGCUGUACACAUUAACGGGGAUCAGAUGAUGAUGUUCGGUGGAAAGCCAGAUCCUUGUGCGCUCUGCUCCUUAGUCAGCAUCGGGAAAAUCGGAGGAGCACAAAACAAGCAAUAUUCCAAAUUAUUGUGCGGCCUGCUCAAUAAACACCUGGGCAUCUCGCCUGACAGGAUCUACAUCAACUUUACUGAUAUGGCUGCAGAAAAUGUUGCUUGGAACAACUCCACCUUUGGCUGAGAUAAAAAGCUGCAUCUUAAUGAGACUAAAAGCAAAAAUGUUAUGCAAUAGAUUAUCCGUGAUAUCACAAUGACAACACAGCACUUACUGUAGACUUGAAUAUGAUAAUAAAGUAUGAUGAGUCAAAAUGA
Molecule: messenger RNA, 583 nt
Organism: Alosa sapidissima (American shad)
Lineage: Eukaryota; Metazoa; Chordata; Actinopteri; Clupeiformes; Clupeidae
Gene: mif
Product: macrophage migration inhibitory factor
Exons: 3
Coding region: 105-452 (115 amino acids)
Molecular function (GO): phenylpyruvate tautomerase activity; cytokine activity
Source: RefSeq, a predicted model, not a curated record